UUACUCGAUGGGAUUACUGGCUAGUACCAGUCUAAAUGGCAAGUUACAAGCCGAGUGCAGAAUUAGCUGCAAGUAACAUGAAAUCGUUUCUCAUUGGUGGGUGGCCGUGGGUCUGGCUCUGCUGUCAAAGUGUAGCCGUAGUUACCAAGACGCUACAUUUAUCAACAAUGUGGCGUUUUCUUGAUAAUUGUGAGCCCCCGGCAAAAAAGAAUAAACAAACAUCCGACAAGAGGAAAGAAAAACAGAGGGAGUAUGAGACGAAUAAGAGGUCUUUAGUGUUCAAGAACUCUUGGAUAACGGAGUUCGAGUGGCUUCUGCAUGAUGGUAAAUGCAUGUAUUGCAGACCAUGCCAGUCAGCAUAUGGGCCUUUAUCCGUGAACAAACUGCCGAAUCGGGGUGGGUUCCAAAACUAUUCGAAGGGAGCCUUUGUCAAUGGAUGCGCAAAUUUCAAGCAUUCAGCCCUGACGAAUCAUCAAAAUUCGGAUGGACACAGUGUGGCAGUCAGACACGUAGAAGCCCGCAACAAACCCACGGGAACAAGCCAGGCAGAGCAGACCAUUAAACAGCUCAACAAGUCCGUUUUUCAUAAACUUGAAACUUUGUUUAGAAAUGCCCAUGCAAUUGCUGUCAACUGUCGUCCCUUUUCUGACUACAAUUGGAUGGCAACCCUUGAUGAGAAAAAAGGUAUGGUUUUAGGGGAAACGUACCGAAACGAUAAGGCAUGCAAACAGUUUGUCACAGCCAUCAGUGAUGUAGAGAGAGAGAGAAUUGUUGCCAAGUUGUCCGAAAACAAAUUUCUAACAGUGAUCUCGGAUGGGUCAACGGAUACAGCCAUUCUUGAAAAUGAAGUCGUUUAUUGCCGGACUGCUAGGUUGGGACAGGCAAACACCUACUUCUGUGCAUUCAAGACCCUUGAAAGAGGUGAUGCCAACUGCAUCUACCAGGCAUGCACCACUAGCUUGGUGGAGGCAAUUGGACCUAAUUCACUUGCCAAGCUGGUUGGCUUUGCCGCUGAUGGGGCCAGUGUCAACACUGGUCACGCAAAUGGGGUUAUUGCAAAGUUGCGCGGAAAACACGACAGUUCUAUAAUCAUGGUCAAAUGUCUGGUCCAUCGCUUAGAGCUGGCUUAUAAGGAGGCAUUGAAGGGUGCAGUACAUGAUAAGCUUGUCAGGCUGCUUGCUCACAUCUUCACGCUUUAUCACAAGAGUCCACUUCAGAGAACCAACCUACGAAAGGCCUUCGAUUCGGUUGGAAUUCCUGUCGUCAUGCCAACCCGAAUUGGAGGUACAAGAUGGUUAGGCCACACUUUGCUGUCUUUGGAGAAGCUCUGGAAAGGCUACAAAGCUAUUGUGAUGCAUCUGACUAAUAAUGUCGAAGAUCCAAAUGUUGGUCCAAAAGCCAGGGGAUUGCUGAAGCUUCUGCAGUCUAAGGCGGUGAUACACUAUGGACACUUCCUGCAAGAUGUUCUGCUACCUUUGUCCAAGCUGUCCAAGGUCCUACAGAAUGAUGACUCAAGCAUCUACCUAUCACAUGAACAGUUGGAGUCUGCCAAGAUAUCUCUGACGAAACUCGAGCAAAGACCUGGUUCCUGCCUAAAGAGUGUAACAGAUGAUCAUGAGUCAGAGUUCCAGGGUGAGACACUCACUGGUAGCUUCAGCUAUCCCCACCAGCUGGUAUCCAAGCUCCUAGCUUGUUUGGACAAGCGCUUCAGUGACAUAUCUGCUGAUUUGCUCGUUAGCACCAAGAUAGCUGAUCUCUCGUCCUGGCCCACAGCAGAGUUUGCAGAUGACUUUGGAGACAGUGCUGUUAAUACCCUGACCAAACAUUGGAAAGGUGUACUUGAAUGGCAGGGGGUGGAUGUGGCUAUGAUACCAACAGAGUGGGAUCAACUCAAGCAACUUCUCUAUCAGAAUGAGGAUAUCUAUCAGAUGAGCUGGCAGCUGAUCAACAGGAAGUACAAGGCCAAGGUACCUCACAUCCUCGACCUAGUAGACCUCAUCCUGAGUCUACCUGCUACUUCUGCAGUGUGUGAGAGAGGGUUUUCCAUCAUGAAGAUCAUGAAAACCAGUCUACGCAACAAACUUAAAGCCAGCAGCAUGACACAAAUAAUGCUGAUCAGGAUGCACUCAGCCAGCAUUGAGGAAUUUGACCCUACACCCGCAAUUCAUAAGUGGAAUGCUGGCAGCAGUAGGAGACCACUCUUCAAGGCCAGCAUACCUACGAAACUCCAGACGGCAUUGGAGACUGCAGCAGAGGAGACAGCAGCAGCAGCAGAAGUCGAGCAAGCAGCAGAAUCCGACAGGCCUAGUGAGGAGGAGCGGCACAAGGAUAGCGAUUCCGGCAGUGUCUUGUUAUCAGAUGACAUGAGCAGUGAUGAUGAAUCAGCAGAUGAUUUCGAAAUGGACAUUGAUAAUGAGUCAGACUAAUAAACACAACUUACACAAGGAAGAACAU
Molecule: messenger RNA, 2454 nt
Organism: Priapulus caudatus
Lineage: Eukaryota; Metazoa; Priapulida; Priapulimorpha; Priapulimorphida; Priapulidae
Product: zinc finger protein 862-like
Exons: 5
Coding region: 36-2426 (796 amino acids)
Molecular function (GO): protein dimerization activity
Source: RefSeq, a predicted model, not a curated record